AUGUCAAAUAGUGCAUCAGCCAUCUUCAGGACUUACAACCCUGCAGCAGACCAGAAAGAUUUCAUGGGCGCUGGCAUUGCCAUAAAAGGAAGACACAAAGAAGACCUGAAGAAAAGGAGUAAAACAAUCAAUAGCAUGAUCACUGAUGCAAGAGGCUUUCAGCUAACAAAGAGAACUAUGUUAUUCGGACUACGGUCGGAUCGUCUUGUACGAGAGAUAGAUGAUAGCUUAAUAUUUGGAGAAGCGAAUGCUCAGGUGGCGCUCAGAACAAAGGAGAUACUCAGAGAGUAUGGUUGGUAUUCAGGCCAGGUAAUCAAUUUUGAUAAGUCAGGGGUUUUCUUUAGUUCUAAUGUUAUUGAUACAAAUAGAAAUGAUGUUCAAAGAAUUCUAAAGGUAUUUAGUUCAUCCAACCCGGAAAAAUACUUGAGGUUGCCUGCUAUUGUUGGGAGAAAUAAAAGAGGCGCGUUCGGUUAUUUGCUGGAUAAAUUUCACAACCAUAUUAGCAGUUGGAGUGUUCGUGCUCUCUCUCAAGGGGGUAAGAAGGUAUUCAUUAAAUCGGUUCUUCAAGCGAUUCCCCUCUUCGCUAUGACUUGUUUCUUGUUACCAAGAAGCCUUUGCUUGGAAAUUGAAAGGAUCAUGGAGAAGUUUUGGUGGCAAAAAUCAGAAACGAAUAGAGCAUUCAUUGGUGCACGUGGGAAGCCCUUUGUCAGCAUAAGGAGGAUGGGGGUCUCGAAUUCUGGGAUAUGGGGAAGUUUAACUUUGCUUUACUUGCAAAGCAGGGGUGGCAUUUAUUAA
Molecule: messenger RNA, 795 nt
Organism: Hibiscus syriacus
Lineage: Eukaryota; Viridiplantae; Streptophyta; Magnoliopsida; Malvales; Malvaceae
Exons: 3
Coding region: 1-795 (264 amino acids)
Source: RefSeq, a predicted model, not a curated record